Molecule: messenger RNA, 1302 nt
Organism: Musa acuminata AAA Group (dessert banana)
Lineage: Eukaryota; Viridiplantae; Streptophyta; Magnoliopsida; Zingiberales; Musaceae
Exons: 1
Coding region: 89-1030 (313 amino acids)
Source: RefSeq, a predicted model, not a curated record
UCGUCCUCCUCCCUCCGCGUCUGUGACCCCUCCCGUGGAGUGCUAAUCCUCUCUCUUCCCACUGCAUUUUGGCGUGAAGAAUCGAGAGAUGGCGGUACAAAUCCGGGCGAAGCGGGUCACCGGCCCACUCGACGACGAGGCGAGGGCGCGCCUCCGCGGCGACGACCCCGGCCGCGCCGCUAGCUGCGCCAGCAGCGGCAGCGAUCACGGCGGCGCAACCUGCCUCUCCGGCCUCGUCCACGACUUCCUCGAGACCGGUGGUAACUACGACACGCCCUCCGCCGCUGCCGACGACGGGGGCAGUGGAGGAUCCGACCGUGACGAUAGCGUCGAGGGCGUCGACGCCGACGAGGACCGGGAUCGGGUCGCCGCAGAGACCGUCUGUGAGCUGAUGCGCGCUGUGGCCGAGUUGGACUCGUUUCGGGUACGGCUAGCCGCUGACGUAUCCAGGGCGACUGAGGGUCUCGCCUGGCUGAGCUCGAGCUGCGGCGCCUCAGUCUUCAGGCGGACGGUGAUGGCGCAACUGAGGGCGGCGGGCUACAAUGCCGGGAUCUGCAAGGCGAGGUGGGAAGCAUCCGGGGGGCUUGCCGCCGGGAACCACGAGUACAUCGACGUGGUAGCGGCGCGAGGAAAUGGACACGGGCAGGGGAGGAGGUACAUCGUGGACUUGGGCUUCGCCGCGGAGUUCGAGGUGGCGAGGGCGACAGAAGCAUACAAGGGCGUGGUGGCGGCGGUGCCGCGGGUGGCGGUGGCGGGAGAGGAGGCGGUGCGGCAGGUGGUGCGGGCAGUGGCGGACGCGGCGAGGAGGUCGCUGCGGGCACAGGGUCUGCACGUGCCGCCGUGGCGCAAGAGCCGCUACAUGCUCGCCAAGUGGCUAGGACCAUACCGGCGAACCACCAACCCGUUGCCGGCCUCCCUCGUCGCCGCCGCCGCUGCCGCCGCUACCGUCCCAGAAGGCGACAUCAAGUGCAGGGCGGUGAGGUUCGCGGCGACGGCUCGCCCGGCGACUCCUGCCGCGCGAACCCGUUGAGACGAAGGCUGCGGCGGCGGAUAAUAGUGACGAGUUUCUUCUUUUAUUAUUAUUAUUAUUAUUUUUCUUUUUUUGGCGCGUGUAAUGUAAGAGAUCUGGAUUUGAUACGCGGCGAUCGACCAUGUGGAUGACGUGGCACGAGUGACGUGGGCCAAAGUCAUAUCGUGGUUGGCCACUUAGAAAGUGGGUCCCGCGAGUAAGGCGUUUGUGUGGAUAACGAUAAGGUCCAGUAGAGUUGAGAUUUCCUCCAAUAUCAACUCUUUUUUAUGUGA